Messenger RNA from Erigeron canadensis, 2350 nucleotides. RefSeq names its product bifunctional dihydrofolate reductase-thymidylate synthase 1-like. Gene Ontology annotation, cellular component: cytosol; mitochondrion. The record is from RefSeq and is a predicted model, not a curated record. Bases 209 to 1795 code for a protein of 528 amino acids. Lineage: Eukaryota; Viridiplantae; Streptophyta; Magnoliopsida; Asterales; Asteraceae. The transcript has 12 exons. Gene Ontology annotation, molecular function: thymidylate synthase activity; dihydrofolate reductase activity. Gene Ontology annotation, biological process: one-carbon metabolic process; dTMP biosynthetic process; tetrahydrofolate biosynthetic process.
AGUUUUAUAAAUACCGCUUUUUCCGCUACCCGAUUUUUCCCAAUUUCGUCUUCCUUCCAUCCAAAAUUACUACUUGAAAAGGACUUCACAAAAUUCAACACCAUUAUUCCGUACAUUUUACGCUUCCUUCACCGAUCGAGAAUGCUGGCUUUAUGAUCUUUCUUGUUACUGAUUCUUUUUAAGUCUAUGCUAGACUUGUAAUCUACUGAUGGCGGGCGAAACUCUUGUGGGUGCGUGCAAUGGCACUGUCAGCACACCUCUUCCUGACCCUAAAAGGACGUAUCAAGUUGUAGUUGCUGCUACCCGAACUAUGGGUAUUGGCAAGGAUGGGAAGUUGCCUUGGAGUUUGCCUUCCGACCUCAAAUUUUUCAAGGAUGUCACCAUGACUACAUCAGAUCCAGGAAAGAAAAAUGCAGUUAUAAUGGGAAGGAAAACAUGGGAAGGCAUACCUCUAGAGUAUCGGCCCCUGCCUGGGCGGCUUAAUGUUGUUCUAACCCGUUCAGGGAGCUUUGAUAUUGCAACUGCUGAAAAUGUUUUAAUGUGUGGGAGCAUGAUCUCUGCUUUGGAAUUACUGGCCUCGUCUCCCUAUUGUCUGUCUAUUGAGAGGGUGUUUCUUAUUGGUGGCGGUGAGAUCCUAAGGGAGUCGCUUAAUAGUCCUGGCUGUGAUGCUAUCCACAUUACUGAACUUGAAGCAGACAUUGAUUGUGACACUUUCAUCCCUGCUAUCGACACUUCAGAAUUCCAGCCAUGGUACUCGUCAUUCCCAGUAGUGGAGAAUGGAAUACGCCAUUGUUUCACUACUUAUGUACGUGUGAGGAAUUCUGCAGAUGAUUCCCCCACUAAGACUAAUGGCAUGUUGUCUGAUGGUGGAUCGGACUCAGCGAGUUAUGAUGCAAGGAUGUUUUCUUUUCUUCCAAAGAAGAUAUUUGAGAAGCAUGAGGAGUACCUUUACCUGAAACUGGUGGAAGACAUUAUUUCUAACGGUGCUUUGAAGGGUGACCGUACCGGGACUGGUACGUUGUCAAAAUUUGGUUGCCAGAUGCGCUUUAAUCUAAGGAAGUCUUUUCCACUCCUUACAACCAAGAGAGUAUUUUGGCGUGGAGUUGUUGAAGAACUUUUGUGGUUCAUCAGUGGGUCAACAAGUGCCAAGGUUCUACAAGAUAAGGGCAUUCAUAUAUGGGAUGGUAAUGCAUCCAGAAGCUAUCUGGACAGUAUUGGCUUGGUGGAUCGAGAAGAAGGUGAUCUGGGACCAGUAUAUGGAUUUCAGUGGAGACACUUUGGUGCAAGGUAUACUAACAUGCACGCUGACUACACUAGCCAAGGAUUUGAUCAAUUGCUGGAUGUUAUUGACAAGAUAAAAAACAAUCCGGAUGACCGUCGGAUACUUCUCUCAGCUUGGAACCCUUCAGAUCUCAAGCAGAUGGCACUUCCUCCUUGUCACAUGUUUGCACAGUUUUAUGUAAAUCAAGGAGAGUUAUCCUGUCAAAUGUAUCAGCGAUCUGCAGAUAUGGGUCUGGGCGUUCCAUUUAACAUCGCAUCAUAUGCGCUGCUGACUUGCAUGAUUGCUCAUGUUUGUGAUCUUCAUCCUGGUGAUUUUGUUCAUGUUCUUGGAGAUGCACAUGUCUAUAGCACUCAUGUCAGACCUCUGCAGGACCAGCUUCAGAAGCUUCCUAAACCUUUUCCUAUUUUGAAGAUCAAUUCUGAGAAAAAGGAUAUAGAUUCUUUCGUGGCUGAUGAUUUUAAACUCAUAGGUUACGAUCCUCACCAGAAAAUAGAAAUGAAAAUGGCAGUAUAGAGCUUCCUUCUAUCUUCCAAUUUUGGUACAAUUAUCGGUGGUCUCUUGACGUCGAGUUUUUUACUUAACGACGUGGCUAUGCUAAACUUUAUACUUACAUAGUAACUGGUAAUCCUUUAGUAUUACACACAGCUUCUGGGUGCUAAGGUGAUUUAAUAUCUAGUUUAUUUUGCCUUUCGAAAAUCCUGUCAUCAUUUGUGCUAAGGUGAACAUGAAGCAACGUUCUGUAACGACUUGUGUGAGCUGCACCUUGGCUAGUGUUAUUGUACCUUGAGACCUACUUACGAAAAAAAAGUGAAGACUUUGUGUCCCUUGUUGACCUUGAAAGCGGUCCAUUUCAUAUAAAUUGGGCAGACUUUUUCACAUAUAACAAUUCACAUGACCCGUUAACAACGGACAUGGCCCUCAUAUACAAUUACUGAGUUUCUUAUGACCUAAGUAUUAACAAUAUGGAAGAUUGACAAGUUGGGCUGUUGUAGGGCCAGUUGGGCACCUUUUUAUGUUCCAUCUACUUUCACUUUGUUUUUCAAGAAUCAGGAGUCAUUAUAUUGGCAA